GCCCAGGAAGGAUAAGUAUCACACUGCUUGUCUUUUCUUUGCUAUAGAUUUGUGAGUUUUAGUUGCCUUCACUGGGCAUUAUUUAACAGCCUUAUCUCUUUUGCUGUGUGCUUUGAUUGUGGUGCAGACUGUCCCCCAUACCCUCCAACAUUUUACACUGAAAAAUCGGUACAAAUCCGAAAAGGGGGCGUGGCCGCGGGUAAAGGGGGCGUGGCCACGCCCAUUUUCCUAUACUUUCAAUGGAAGUUUGGAGAGCCAAAAAUCGGUACAGACCAUUAAAAAAAGGUACUGUACCUAUUAAAAAGGUACAGUUGGAGGGUAUGCUGUCCCCACCCCCUCCUGUCAUGCCUCGUCGCUCUGCUCCCCCCCCCAGGCGCUUCGUGGAGGCAGGGAGUGCCCUCCGCUCCCGCUCUCCGAGCGUCGCUCCCCAGAGUGGGCUUUCCCCUGCUGCGGACAGGCGGCGGGGGCGGGCAGUUACAGCCCGCUCCCCUGCCGCACGGAGACGGGCGGCCAGCGGCCGCUCGUCACGUGGUUGCGGGGCGCGCGGCUCGGCCGAGCCGCGCACCCCGGCGCUUGCAGCAGAACGGGCCUCUCCCCGCCCUCCGGCUCCGGGCUAUUCCAGUCCCCCUCCGUCCCCCACCAGCAGCCGCAUGUCACAGGGCGCGGGUGCGCGCGACCCGGCUGGGCCGCGUGACCCGGCGCUUCCGGCGGCAAGUUCGUUCCCUCACCCUCAGCCUGGCACCGCGGACGACUCCCUUCCUCCACCCUCGCUAGUGGCUCCCGGCGGCGUCCUGGUGGCACAGGACCGCCGCAGCAGAGCUGCGGGGGGGGAGGUGGGGUUUAAUGUGCAGAGUGAUAUGAGCCCAGGGCAGCGGGUAGCGCCGCCCGCUGUCCCUGGGACAGUUCAGGACAGCACACGGCCAAAUUACAUCAGGGAGUCCAGCGCACCCCUGAUGAUCGGUGGUGACGCGGGGCCCCUGGUGUCCGGGACGGGGGACGUGGCGCCGGCUGCCGCCACGCCCGCCCCGGCUGCAUCAGCAUGGCAGGUUUUCCCCCCGGCAUCAGGGCCCUGCUUGGGCGCCCCCUGGGCAUCGGCUGCCCCGCCGCCAUGGGCGGCGCCCUCGCUUACAGGGUAUCAGUCUCCCCACGCCCUCCACGGUCCUUUGCAAUGCGGGUCCACGCAGGCGUCCGUAUCGACGGCUUAUUUUACGCACGGCGGGGCGCUCGCGGUAACAGCUCAGCAAGGCUACGCGGGGAGCCAGUCCUUCCCCGGUGGGUUUGCGUGGCCUCCGGCCCCAGCAUUCCCUUUUGCCGCCAGUAUGCCUUCCAUGGGUUUCAUGACCACGGCCGACACACAGUUUUCCCCGCGUGGGGCCAGCGCGUGCGCCGGCGGGCAGUCCACGUGGUCGGUCGGGGGACCCCGAGUCGCGGUGCCCAUGCCGGCCUUUGCGGGCCUGCAGUCAGGACAGGCACCGGGCGGGGGGUAUCAGGUGGCACAAGGUUGGCCCCCUCUCCCGGCGCCCCCUCAGUUCCUUCCGGCAUCAUACGGAGGGGCAGGAGCAGGCGUCUGCCUGCCGCAUGCGGCUUGGCGACCAUCUUACCCCGCGAAUUUUGGCGCAACAAGCGGGUCGGCCUUUACGCAGUCGAUCGGGUACACCUCGGCGGGGGCCCCCUCCCUACAGUUGCCGGGCGGCCAUCCGCCGCAGAGCGGAGGGGCGGUCCCUCCGCCGCCGCAAUUGCGGGCAAGUGUUAAUAAUGUUCUGGUUCCCCCUGUGCCUGUGGUCCCCUCUUUUUCUCCCUCACAGGUCCCGCCUAGCUCGGGGGCUACAACCGGCAUGAGGCGAAGAUCACGGACAAGCGGGACGGCGAACGUGGAGGUACGGCCAUCAGCGGAGGCGGGUGCAGCGGACGAAGAGGUUCCGGGUCCUUCGAACUCCGGUCAUGCUAUGAAUUGCUACACAUGUGGAUAUGGUACCUGUCUUAUUCCCUCCACAACAUCCUGUGGAUUAUUGGAAGUAUGCCUGACACAGACAAUAACUGUAGCAUCAUUGCCGGUAAAGAAGAAGUCGUGUUCAGCCGUGACAAAUUGCAUUGCGUCAACUCAAACCACAUAUCUCGGCGCGACCGUGACAGAAUCUCCUUCCUGCUGUUUUACUGACCUCUGCAAUUCAGCUGCCAUGCCCUCCGUGUCUAUUGUAACCAGCAUUGCUGUCCUGCUUUCAUGGUGGGUGGCCAGACUCUUCUGACCCUAAACAACAUUUGAAUUAUUUUCUCUGCUUGACCACAUUUCAUAAAAUGACAUUGCCUA
Molecule: messenger RNA, 2308 nt
Organism: Pseudophryne corroboree (corroboree frog)
Lineage: Eukaryota; Metazoa; Chordata; Amphibia; Anura; Myobatrachidae
Product: formin-2-like
Exons: 3
Coding region: 240-2246 (668 amino acids)
Source: RefSeq, a predicted model, not a curated record